This is a messenger RNA of Meriones unguiculatus (Mongolian gerbil), 3131 nucleotides long. Its product is annotated as cytochrome c oxidase assembly protein COX20, mitochondrial. Gene Ontology annotation, biological process: mitochondrial respiratory chain complex IV assembly. The transcript has 4 exons. The record is from RefSeq and is a predicted model, not a curated record. Gene Ontology annotation, cellular component: mitochondrion; mitochondrial inner membrane. The coding region runs from base 1093 to 1761 and encodes 222 amino acids. NCBI's taxonomy places the organism in Eukaryota, Metazoa, Chordata, Mammalia, Rodentia, Muridae.
UCAGAGCAAAGCCGUGAGAACAUUUUUCAAACACAGCUGAAAUGGACUCCAACUCGGUAUACUCUAGCAGCUUCUCAGUCACAAAAAAUGGCAACGUUAUUUCCUUGGUACUUUUCCAGUUACGUCCUUUACACUGCAAUUAAGAAUUCAAAAUGUCUCUCCUUUAUGGAAUAUUACUACCUCAACUACCUUCUAGACAAGAACUCAAAGCCUGGCUGGCCAAGAAUUUCAGCAGUCUCCCAAACUGUCAAGAUACCGUUCCCUUUAAAUUCUCUAGGACUAUUACAGCAGUAUGCUCUUUGUAACUGGUCAGUUUCCUUAAAAAAACAAACAAAAAAAUCCACCACGCAUAAACACAGAAAUAAAAAUCUUUUACACCCUGGGAUUGGCAGGAAGCAGUUAAGGGGCGUAAAAAACGAGAGAGUGAAGCAGCCGGCGUGGUAUUUUAGGAUGACCCCCUGCCAGCCAGCACUGCCGGGCGCGGACGGCGCGUCAAAGGUGGCAUGACUCUGCACAACGACAAGGCCUGACCCUUUUCCGGGGACCAAACAACGUAAGAGGCCCAGCCGGGGCCCUCGGAGGGAAACAAAGAGAGUGACAUCGGGCCGGAUCUGAGCCAUUAAACCGGCCACCGAGUCGCUAGCGCCCGAACUGGCGGGACGCGCAGGCCCCGGGCUCAUCCCCGCUGUCACCGCCGCGUUCAGCCCACGGCCUCCCUCCCCGGCGGAAGACGCGCGCGGCUUGACGCAUGUCCCCCGGCGGCGGCCGCCUCCAUUUUGUCCUGGGUCUCCUCCGCGGGAGCGGCCUGCGCUAUUUUUAACCUCCGACAUGUGAAGCCGGGAGGGGGAGGGGCGUGGGUAUGCCCGGCGCCGGGAGGGAGGCUGCCGGGAGGACCGAGCGUGGAGAAGCGGGAGGCGGCCAAGGUCACCGAAGCCAGGACAAAGGACACGUAGGGGACGAGGCCCGCGGAAACAGCGCCAGGCGACUUCCGGCCGUCACACCCGGAGGACAAAGCUGCGGCGGGCGCGCGGCCCCGGCCCCGCCCUCGGCGCGCGGCCGGCGCCCGCACGGGGGCGCGCACGACGGUUGGAAAUGGCGGUUAGGGGGAGGCGGGGCCGGGGGAGGCCAGGUUCCUCGGCUCUCCCCGCCUCAGGCCACCCCGCCUGCGAGACCGGAGCCGGUGACGCUCCUCUAGGCGGCCUCCUCUCGCGACCCGUUCCUGAUGGCCGGUUGCGGGGCUGGAGAAACAGUGGGUCGGGCCCCACGGAACAAAAGAGGGGGCAACCGCGGGCAUCGGCGCGGCCACAGGAACGCUCCCUAAGAUGGCCGCCGCCGCCGCGCGGGCCUGGGGGCGGAGCCAGCGCCGCUGCCGUCGCGGGCCGGGCCGCGCCGGGCGGACGACUGGCCCCCAUGGCUGCCGCGCCAGAGCCGCACGAGCCGGAGAAAAAGCCCUUUAAGCUCCUGGGCAUUUUAGAUGUUGAGAAUAUUCCAUGUGCACGAGAAUCUGUGCUAUAUGGCUCAUUAGGGUCUGUUGUGGCUGGACUUGGACACUUCUUGGUGACCAGUAGAAUUAGAAGAUCAUGUGAUGUUGGCGUAGGAGGCUUUAUCCUGGUGACUUUAGGAUGCUGGUGCCAUUGUAGGUAUAAUUUUGCUAAGCAAAGAAUCCAGGAAAGAAUUGCCAGAGAAGGAAUUAAAAAUAAGAUUUUAUAUGAAAGCACCCACCUUGAUCCUGAAAGAAAAAUCAAGAGUAACAGCGGCUGAACAAUCUUGAGCUUUAAACUCAAGCAGAACUACUCCUUGGGAAUCAACCACAAAUGAAUGCUGUACAAUAAUUUAAAAACGCUCUCAAUAAAGUUUCUGGACUGUAUGUCUUACACAAAAACCUUUUGUUCUUUACUGCCAGUACAGUAUGUUUAUUAUACAUCAUAGAACUGCCAUGCCAAAAACCAUGGAGUAAAACCUUUCUGAAUAUCAGCUUAAUUAUCUGUGGAUGCAAUAAAGCAAGUGGGACUGAAGGAGAAAUUAUACCUGAACAAGGAUAUAUCCAUUAUUGGUUGGUCCUGUGACUGUGUGUCAAAGGAAGAAUGCCUGAAACUAUUUUCUCCAUCUGUCCUUUAACAGAAAAGACUGCUUUCACCAUGAAGGCCAGAGUGUAGAGACCUGUGUAACUAAGUUUUCACCUGGCAGAAACCUAAGGAUUCAGCCAUUGAUAAAGAUGAAGUCUGCAGUAUUUGUCAACGGCUGUGGACUGUGUAGUUAUGCUGUCAGAUUUAACUUACUGACAAUGAAUUGAUCUGUGUUCCUCCUAGCUUUAUCAUACUGCAAAUUAUAUCUUACCGUGAAAGAGAAACCUCUUGGCUGGUAACAUCUUCACUACUUACAAAGUUCAUUUUCGCAGCAGUGCAACUGGAUAAAAAGAGUCACAAAGCAUUUAGUUUCCUUGACUUGCCCAGAACAUACCAUUAUAUAUGUGUAUAUUAUACACACACACACACACGCACACGCUUUAUCUUAUACUUUGACAGUUUCACCGUAGCCCAGGCUACCUCUGUAUCCCAGGUGCCAACUACUAAUGUUCCACUAAUGCAACCUAUCAUCCCAUCCCAACAGUAUAACAGCUGAAUAACACAAAUCUCUUUGCUUGUCAGAAAUCUUUGCAAACUUUUCAUUUUCCUUGGGAAUGUCUGGUGUGUCUCCUGUACUAGGUGACACUUUCAUUUGUCAGGCCUGCUAUGUAUUUACUAAGUAAAAAAAGGCAAGACAGCAUGCCCACCCCAACCCCAACUUUCACACUGAAAAUUUUAAACUCUACCUACCUUCUAUGCCCUCUGUGUACACUGCUUCCUUCAUUGUUCCGAUAAUCCCGAAAUUUCAUACUAGGUGAUAUAGCAGUAGGUACCAGCUAAAUAGCUGAUUAAAAUAGAAUUGUAGUGUUAGUGGUUUUGAAGCUUCAGAGUAGCUUUUCUACCACUCCUAGGCUGUAUUCCUUUUCCCCCUUCCCUCAAACCCUCCCCUUUGUUUUUCCAUCUCAGUAAAAGGACCUUGGGGAAUUUAACAGGAACAGCUUUUUUCUGGACUUGUGACUUACUGACUGAAUUUGUCAACAAUAAAUCUCAACUAUGCUAAAACCA